Molecule: messenger RNA, 1734 nt
Organism: Cordyceps fumosorosea ARSEF 2679
Lineage: Eukaryota; Fungi; Ascomycota; Sordariomycetes; Hypocreales; Cordycipitaceae
Product: family S53 protease-like protein
Exons: 1
Coding region: 1-1734 (577 amino acids)
Biological process (GO): proteolysis
Molecular function (GO): tripeptidyl-peptidase activity; serine-type endopeptidase activity
Source: RefSeq, a predicted model, not a curated record
AUGGUUUCUCAACUCUUUCGCUGCACAAUCGCAGCCUGCCUCAUCGCCCUCUGCUACGGCGGUCCCGCGACUCCCCAGCAGGCAGCCAAGCUCGGCAACCCAGCGCUCCUUGAAAAGGUCAAGGUCCCUGCCGAGUGGGCAGAGGCCGGCGCUCCCAAAUCUGAGGCCAUGGUGACCCUCCAGAUUGGCCUGAAGCAGGCCGAUAUGGGCGGGCUGCAGAAGCGUCUCAUGGACGCCGCGCAUCCCAGCAGCCCCAACUACGGCAAGUGGCUGUCCAAGGAGGAGAUGGAAAAGUACACGAGCCCGGCGCCGCAGUCCGUCGACAUGGUCAAGGUCUGGCUGGGUGCCCACAGCAUCUUUGAUCAGUCCAUCUCGCGCCCGACGCCGGACUGGAUGGAGGUCCGCGUGCCCAUCAGGCAGGCCGAGACGCUGCUCAACUCCCGCUACAGCCUCUUCAAGGACUCCGUCACCGGCAAGACGAUGCCGCGCACCACCGAGUACUCCAUCCCCAGCCUCCUGCACGACCACAUCGACACCAUCCAGCCCACAACCUCGUUUCAUCGAAGCCUCGGCGCGCAGCCCUCGGCGAACGCGACCGAGUCCGCCGACGUGCACCGGCGAGCCACCUGUGACCCCAACAACAUCACCCCGGCGUGCAUCCGCAGCUACUACAACGUCGACUACACCAGCAAGGGCAAGGCCAGCCUCGCCGUCACCGGCUUCAUCGGCUACUCGGCCAGCCACAGCGACGCGUCCAGCUUCCUCAGCCAGUACGACUCCGGCAACUCCGGGUCCAACUUCAAGGACGGCUCCGUCGGCGGCGCCCAGAACAACCCCUCCAACCCGACCCUCGAGGGCAACCUGGACACGCAGGUCGCCCUCUCCCUCGGCCACCCCAACCCGGUCACCUACCUCGCCGUCGGCCCCAACAACGACCCUGACAACCAGUUCGGCGACGAGCUCGUCAACCUCGGCACCUACCUCAACGCGCAGUCCGCGCCGCCCACCGCCGUGUCCACCUCGUACGGCGGCGAGGAGAACGGCUUCUCCUCGCAGUACCUGGACCGCAUCUGCAACGAGUUCAUGAAGGCCGGCUCGCGCGGCGUCUCCGUCUUCUUCUCCAGCGGCGACUUUGGCGUCGGCGGCAACAACCAGGCCAGCUGCUCCCAGGGCUUCUACGCGCUGUUCCCCGCGUCGUGCCCCUACGUCACCGCCGUCGGCGCCACGCAGUUCUACAACGGCGCCGAGUACGCCGCGCACUUUGAGAAGAACGGGUCCACCGGCGGCGGCUUCUCCUGGUACUUCAACGCGCCCGCCUACCAGUCCAAGGACACCCAGGGGUACAUCGGCAACAACCUGGACAGCUCUUACAACGGGUACUACAACGCCAACGGCCGCGGGUACCCGGACAUCUCUCUGAUUGGCGAGUACUACGACAUUGUGCUGAACGGCGGCACGGAGCGCGUGUACGGUACGUCGGCGUCGUCGCCGGCGUGGGCGGCGCUGGUCUCGUUGAUCAACGACUACCGCAUCAGCAUCGGAAAGUCGACGCUCGGGUUCCUGAACCCUCUGCUCUAUGGCAACUCGGCCGUGCGCUCGGCUCUGAUUGAUAUUACCAACGGCAACAACCGUGGCUGUGGCACGGACGGCUUCCCGGCCGCUGCUGGCUGGGACCCUACCACUGGUCUGGGAACCAUGAACUUUGCCAAGCUGAGAAAGGCGCUUUCUUCUUGA